UCUUCAUAAAGAAAUGUGUCAAAACAAAAAGUUGUAUCAUAAUAUUUUCAUAAUAAUUUUGUUGAAUCAUUCAUAUUUUAAUUCGCUAUUGUAUUGCGACAUUGUCCAAUCGAGUCUUUAAUCUUUAUUGUGCUAGUGAAUAUUCAGCGAUGGUAGCGUCUUGAUUUUUCGUCAUGCAGUUAUACAAGAGUGUGUUAGUGGUUAUUCCAUUAUUUCUUGCUGUUGGUUGUGGAGAACUAACAUUGGAAGACAAAGAAAAUUUUUUAAUUGGAUUUGUCGAAUAUUUGAACAAUUUGCCUGAUCAAGUCUACAAAUACGAUGAAGGCGUCCUUCUUAAUGCGCAUAAAACUGAUGACAGUAGCAAAUGUUACUACAUUGAAGUCAGAUUGAGAGCUACAGAAGUCCACAAUUUAGACUCAUCAAGAUAUUUAAAAUGUUCUGCCACAAUUCAAAACACGGAGGAAAAUGGUGUUGCCAUACAAGAUCAGUAUCAUUGUGAGGAUGCUGAUCAGGUUACAGAAUCCAGUGUUAGUGAUGAUGAUGAGACUGUAGAAGAUGUGGUAGCAGAGGAACAGACAACUUUAGCUGCAGUCCACACACCUGUGCAUUUGGACAAUGAAGUUCAGACAAAUACUGGAGUUACAUCUGGCGAGGAAUUCAUUGCAGUGCCACGGCGUAAAUAUGGUGAUGUCUGUAUGGGUUGUUCUGAUCAUGUUAAUCCCCAAGCACCUGGGGUCAGAGAGUUGGCGCUACUGGGCAUUAAACAUUUAGAUAUACAUGAAACAACCAUAAGGCACUCAUUAGAGACUGUUAUUGAUGUGGAAAGACAAGUACAAGUUGUUAAUGGUGUAAGAUAUACCUUACAACUUCAAGUUGGUUUUGAUAACUGCACAUCAACUUCACGUGAUUCUUGUUUUGAUAGUAAAGUGUGCAGAAUAUCUAUAUUGGAAAAGACUUGGAUAAAGUUACCAGAUGGUUCAAAAUAUAGAGCCAUUCUUUCUAACAAUUGUACACAGGAAUGGAUUUUUGGUGAUGAGGGUGAAUAUAUUUCUAAUGUCGAAAGAAACAAAAAAGACAGUGAAGACAUUGAUGUCAAUCCUCAUAUACAUGAUAAAGUUGAUCCUAAUCCUGUCCCUGACUAUGAUAAAAUUGCUAAUACUGGUUCUGUGGAUGAAAUUCUUAAAGCAGUGCAUAAAAAUGAGGUUGAGGCAGAAAAACAAACUGACAAAUCUCUUAGCGAGACUGAGUUAAGAGAAUUAGAGGACCAGAUAAUUCCUCAUGAUAGAAAUUAUGAAUCAGUAGUAUAUCCACAUUUUCCCAAAAAACCAUAUGAUUCAAAUGUUCAAUUGCAUCAUAUUGUUAAUGUUGAAGCUGCAGUUCAAGGAAGUAUUGAUAAUCCUAUUCCAUAUAAACAACCUGAAUAUGAAAAAACUAGUAAGUUUUUAAAUGAAGACCGAAAAAAAGCAAUUGAUGAUCUAAUAUAUUUUUUUAAUUCUGCUGGAUUUGACAGUGUUCAUGAAAACUUUCCGAAAAUGAAAAGGGAUUACGACAAUGAAUCAAAAGUUAUGUCUGUUUCCAGUAAAUUCCAUCAUGUAAAAAAGAAUGUCAAUGAAAAUAUGACUAAUAGAAUGAAACGAUCUGGUUUGGUUGGUGGGGCUAAUAGUAAAGAUCCAAAUGAUCCAAAAUAUAAGUCGUUAGCAGAGGAAUCAUUACAUCAUUAUUUAACGUCAAACAACCUUAAGGGAACAUAUGAAGUAAAAGUUGAAAAUGUUACUGUUCAGGUAGUUGCUGGAACAUUAACUAAAAUUCAUUUUAAAAUAGUUUCUAGAAAUUCUGACGACAGAGUAAAAUACUGUAAUUCGGAAAUUUGGGAAAAACCAUGGUUAAAUUUUAAAGAAAUAACUAAAGUUACAUGUGAUAUUAAAAAUGAUGAUGAAAGGAUUAAAAGACAAGUACCAGGUGGAGUGGUAAAAGAACAUAUUAUUAAUUCUUAUUAUCAAGAAAUGGCACAAGACAAGAAUGUCAAUGAUUUAGGUGACAAUGAAAAUAUGAUUAUUAGAAUGAAACGAUCUGGUUUGGCUGGUGGGGCUAAUAGUAAAGAUCCAAAUGAUCCAAAAUAUAAGUCGUUAGCAGAGGAAUCAUUACAUCAUUAUUUAACGUCAAACAACCUUAAGGGAACAUAUGAAGUAAAAGUUGAAAAUGUUACUGUUCAGGUAGUUGCUGGAACAUUAACUAAAAUUCAUUUUAAAAUAGUUUCUAGAAAUUCUGACGACAGAGUAAAAUACUGUAAUUCGGAAAUUUGGGAAAAACCAUGGUUAAAUUUUAAAGAAAUAACUAAAGUUACAUGUGAUAUUAAAAAUGACGAUGAAAGGAUUAAAAGACAAGUACCAGGUGGAGUGGUAAAAGAACAUAUUAUUAAUUCUUAUUAUCAAGAAAUGGCACAAGACAAGAAUGUCAAUGAUUUAGGUGACAAUGAAAAUAUGAUUUUUAGAAUGAAACGAUCUGGUUUGGCUGGUGGGGCUAAUAGUAAAGAUCCAAAUGAUCCACAAUAUAAGUCGUUAGCAGAGGAAUCAUUACAUCAUUAUUUAACGUCAAACAACCUUAAGGGAACAUAUGAAGUAAAAGUUGAAAAUGUUACUGUUCAGGUAGUUGCUGGAACAUUAACUAAAAUUCAUUUUAAAAUAGUUUCUAGAAAUUCUGAUGACAGAGUAAAAAACUGUAAUUCGGAAAUUUGGGAAAAACCAUGGUUAAAUUUUAAAGAAAUUACUAAAAUUACAUGUGACAUUAAAAAUGAUGAUAAAAGGAUAAAAAGACAAGUUACAGAUGGUGCGGUAGAUGAAAAUAUAAAUAAUCAGCAGUUAAUAAAUACAAUGAUACAAGAAAAAAUUUCCUUGAUGAAAAAAAAUAAAAGACAAGCAGACAGUAGUUUUAUAAAAAAAUACCAAGGUAAAAAACAUUCAUUAAAGGGAAGGGAAGUAAAACAAGACCCCAAAUUACCCGAAUUCAAAUUAUUAGCUGAGGAAUCAUUACGAAAGUAUCAGCAAAAACAAUUAAAUGAGUCAUCAAACCACGAAGUCACCUCAGUAGAAAAAGUUGCAAAGCAGUUGGUCUCAGGAGUAAAGUAUAGUAUAGAUUUUUUAGCUAAGCCAGUUCAAUGUACAACAGAUGAGCAUAAAGUAGUCCAAUGUACUCAUACUGAAAAUGAUACUCUAUAUUGUCACACGAAUAUAUGGAAGCGGCCUUGGAAAGGUCCUCCUAAAAUUGAGGUAGAUUGUAACAGAUUAUAUAGUGAAGAAGAAGAUGAAGAUGAAAAUGAUGAUGACAGAAAAAAACGCAAUUUGGGUGUAUUAGGAGAAAAAGAUUUAGACUUUGAGAACUAUAGAGCAUUAGCUGAAGAAACAUUAACGAAGUAUCAUCUCUUAUCUAAUGUUAAAUAUAUUCAUAAAAUUUUAAAAAUACACCAUGUACAAAUACUUGGAUCACUGACGAAACUUCAAUUUUCGAUAUCUCCAACUAAAUGUUUACUAUCUAAUAACCCAGUGCUUGUAGAUGGUUGUGUCUUAUUAAAACCGAAAAUUGUAUUAUGGUGCGAAGCACAAAUAUGGGAUCGCCCUUGGAUAAAAUCUGAUAAGGAUAUCAAUAUAGACUGUAAAAAACAGUAUACAAAAAAAAGCGGUGAUAAAUAUAAAAAUACAAACAAACAUAGGAAUAAGAGACAAGUCCCACAGGCAGAAGAUAGUAUAGACGAAGAUGUAAAAGAUUAUUAUGCUAAUCGUGCAGUGCAGCACAUCAACGAUAAGGCCGAUACUAAUAACUUGCAAAAACUUGUUACCAUUCAUGCUAUUCAAAACGUUGUGAACAUGGAUGUUAAUAUGGUACAUAUGUAUAUAGAAACUGCAUUCACAUACUGUAUUCGAUAUCAGAAUGUAGUAAAUGUGGCACAAUGUGAUGAAUUAUCUGGGAUGUAUCAUAGACUGUGUUAUGUUCGGUUAUGGCCCUUACAUGAUGAUGAGUUAGCAAUUCAAAGUAUGUCUGUAGUUUGUGACGAUGAGCCGGAUUUCAAAAGUAUAACUGGCUUAUCAAUAGUGGAUCUUAUAAAAGCCUCCUUAAAAGACUUGGAAGAAUCCCCGAAAAUUAAGUACAAAUUAGUGCAUCAGGGUGAGCCAUAUGUUAUACCUAGUCUUGAUUCGCGAAUGCCAGUCUUAUUAAAUUUUGUGGUUGUCGUAACGAACUGUUCUAAGUACAUAAACAUUGAUGAAAAUCCUUUGUCAUGUUUCGUUGAUAAUUCUAAACUUCCAAAAACGUGUACUUCUUCUAUAUGGUUGGCGCCUAAAAGUAAAAAAAUCAAGAAAAUCGCGACAAGUUGUAAUCAACCACCUAAGCAAUAUCGUAGUAGACGGUCAAUUUCAUUAGAUUCUACAAAUAUCACGUCUGAUGAAAAAACUAUACAGAACUAUGUCAGGGAGUCCUUGGAAAAAUUGGAACUGACUUCUAUACAUAGAUAUAAACAAAGAGUUAUACAAAUAAACAACUAUACCACAACAAUAGUUAAGGGGAGAUUAACAACCAUACAUUUUGACGUUGGAUUCACAACUUGUUUGAAAUAUGAAUGGGUUGAUAAUAUAACACAAUGCGAAUUUAUAAAGUACCUACCUAGAAGACAUUGUAUUUCUCAGAUUAAAGAGCGACUGUGGUUAGAUAAUGUGAAGAAAAUAGACGUGAAUUGUGAAGAUGACAAUACUCCAUUGCAGUCCACAGUAGAUUUGGAUAGCGCUGCAAAUGCUAUGCAACUGGCGACGGAGGCAUUGAAACAUAUCGAAGCCAAAUAUCCACAUCCAAGAAAACAGAAAGUUGUACGAAUAUUCACAUUCGACAAACAGGAAAUUGCUGGCGUUCAUUAUAGAGUAAAGUUAGAAGUAGGUUACACUGAUUGUCUAGCACUGAGCAUUAAAGACGAUUGCCAACUGGUCGACGAUAUCAGUUUAAACAAACUCUGUAGAGCUAACAUUUGGGUGCGCCCAGGGACCGAUCAUCCACCUACGUACCGCGUUUCUUGUGAUUACCAAGAUGGUAUUACAACUGAACUGUACCACAAAAUUCAAUCUGAGCACUUAUUUUCUGAUUUCUUAGCAACGUAUAAUCCUGACUACAUUAAUGAUCACCUAGAAAUGCUCAAGAGGUAUGAAAUAUUCCAAAAUAAUGUGAGAAAAAUUCACGAUUUUAACACCCACGAGCGCGGAACAGCUAGAUACGCGGUCACGAGAUUUAGCGAUUUGACUUAUGAGGAAUUUGGACAGAAAUACUUGGGAUUAAAGACGAAUCUUCGUGACAGCAAUCAAAUCCCGAUCAGAAAGGCGGACAUACCACAAGUGCACUUGCCUGACAGUUACGACUGGAGACAUUACAACGCGGUUACAGAAGUGAAAGACCAAGGAUCCUGUGGCAGUUGUUGGGCGUUUAGUGUCACAGGCAACAUUGAAGGUCAAUGGAAGAUACAUUCUGGGGAUCUUGUGUCUCUCUCAGAACAGGAAUUGGUGGACUGUGACAAACUUGACGAGGGAUGUAAUGGUGGCUUACCAGACAAUGCUUACAGAGCUAUAGAACAGUUAGGCGGCUUGGAGACCGAGAAAGACUACCCCUACGAAGGUGAAAAUGACAAAUGCACGUAUAAUAAAACCCUCUCGAGGGUGCAGAUUACAGGCGCUGUCAACAUAUCGUCAAAUGAAACUGACAUGGCCAAAUGGCUUCUGCAAAAUGGACCGAUUUCUAUUGGUAUAAAUGCGAACGCGAUGCAGUUCUACGUCGGUGGCGUGUCUCAUCCAUGGAGAAUGCUCUGCAGCCCAUCCAAUUUAGACCAUGGGGUUCUUAUUGUUGGCUACGGUAUCAAAGACUACCCUCUCUUCCACAAACGGCUGCCAUAUUGGAUAAUCAAGAACUCGUGGGGCAGCCGAUGGGGCGAGCAAGGCUACUAUCGCGUGUAUCGCGGUGACGGCACUUGCGGUGUCAACCAGAUGGCGAGCAGUGCUGUUAUAUAGUGUUAUAUACAUGUAACAUAGCUGUUAUACACCGUUAUAUAGCUGUUAUAACCAAUAUUAUCACGUCUUCCGACAGAAUCGCUUUCCAAUUGUGUUAUAUAAUUGUAACAUAGCUGUUAUACACUGUCAUUAUGAUUAUUGAUUAUUAUUAUGAUCAAUAUGAUCACGCCCUCCGACAGAAUCACUUUACGAUAGUGUUUUAAAACUGGUAACAACUGUUACACGCCUUCAUAUACCUAAUUGUUAUGACCAAUUUUAUCACGGCUUUCUACAGUAUCUAAAAAAAAACAUUUUAUCGACUUUUCGACAUUACUAAUAGUAUCUCGAUUAUGUCUUUGGUUAGCAAAUCAAAACAGGAUGUCCUUAGCGAAAUAUAAAUGAGUGCAAAAAUAUUUUUUUUUUCUGAAAACUAUUGACCAAUUUUUUACUACUAAUUUCCAAAAACUUUUGGAGCAAAUUUUUACACAAAAACAAUAACACUUUAUUCUUUAGUCUAUUCUAUACUUUCAAGAUUAAUUGAUUCUACAUUGAUUAACACUUGCAUCGGAGUUUAUAGAGCUGUUCUCUCUCUCUGCUCUUUUUUUAUUUUUAGCCCUUUAAUACUUAUUUAAGAGCAAUUGUCUCAAAAAUUUUAUUAUUGUAAAUGAUUUUUAUAGGAGCCAAAAGAGAAAUUAAAUCCAAAGAAUUAUAAAUUUAGUAAUAUAAUGCAAAUCCUUGACAAAAGUUGACAAUACUCGUAUUUGUACAAAAUAUAUUUCAAUUAAAAAAUUAUAUAAUCUGAAUAUUUAUUAUUAUUUUAAUAACUUUUAGUUGUAUUUCAUGUUUCCACUCGAAUUUUAAUGUAUACAAGUUUUAUGUCCGUAUACGUAUAUUUCAACAUACUUGUGGUGUGCUUUGCUAUAAGAUAAAACGCCUCAAAUAAAAACAUAUAACAUAGUAUACUAACAUAUACCUAAGUGAAUAAUCACUUUAAACAUUUUCUUUCAUUUUUGGGUUGACAUUGAGUUACUAUAUACUAGAGAAGACACCACUCAUUUGUGUGCCGUUUAACUGCGGCGAUAUCGCUGCACUUCAUAUUUUCCUCAAACCUCAGACCAAUUAUAGAAGAACCUGUAUCGCACUCAAGAGUCACAAACAAAAUUGUCUGUCAUUUCUGAGGAAAACGAGCUUAGAUUUGGUGUAUAUCUUAUAACUUUUGCCCGUUUUUUACACAAUUCAAUUACAUAAAAAGGUAUUUUUACGGAGCUUUAACCGACGAACACGAUUACAACUAUUUAACAUCGAUUCUAUAGAGACAGUUUUAUAAUCGCAUUAGAUCGUUGAUCAUAUACUUUGACAGAAAAGUAACGUCUAGCAAGGCAGGUCCUAUACAAUAAUUGGUCUGAGUUUAUAACAUAUAUGACGUUCCAUGAUCCCAUGAAAACAAUAUUCUACGCCGGAAUUCGCGCCACGGAAGAAGUUCCGUGAACUAUAAUUGACAGCGCCUUACACAAAUGACAAUACGACCGCCAUUACCAUAUGACAAUGAGCGCCAUUAAGACAUUAGCGCCACGUCUACGGGACUUGUAUCGUGGCGCGGAGUAUAUACUAUAUAAUUAAUGUUUUAUAAAUAAAUGUUUUCGCACUGCAUCAAACACUUCAAUCAGUAUGUGAUGAUUUUUCUUUGGAACUGCUUCUCCAGUAUGUAACUAACUCAAUGGGUUUCCGCAACAAUUUAAUUCACUUUGUUAGUCCUUAGUAUUAUUAACUGAUGUUUGUGUUUCAUACAUAUUAUACUCACAUGUACAACGAACUUUGUGUAUAAAUAUAACUAAUUAUGUAAUUUACUCUUUUACCUCAAUAAUUUGGCUAGAUUUUAUUCGAAAACAUUUUCACUAUUUUUUUUUUAUUUUUAGUAAUAAAUAUCGAAAUAUGUAUAAAAGUAUAUAAAUAUCUAAAUUAAUAUAAACAGGUACAAUACAUUCAAAUACAGGCUACAGUUUUUUAGGUAGGUAAAUAUAAUAAAACAAUAUUGACAUCGACUCUUAUGAAUUCUAAUCUCACUUAAGUUUUAACUCGUUAAUUUUUUUAAUUUUACUUAGUUGUUUUAUGUCUAUGUACUAAUUUUAAUUUUAUUAAAAUAACUAAUAAAUAAAACUUAACUAAAAUUGCUAAUGUAACUUGUAAGGUAUGUAACGGAUAAAGAUGUAAUUGCGUGUGAAAGAAAAGGACAAAAACAAGUUUAUCUCGCACGCAGUUAGCGUAAAAGUUUCUCAUUUUAGUUUAAGUUCUCCAUAACUCCUGUGCCAUAGGUGCGUUUCUAAGUCUUUUUUAAAUAUUUCAAUAGAUAUACUCCGCGCCACGAAACAAGUCUCGUAGACGUGGCGUGUCAGGCGCUUUCAAUUUUAGUUCAGGUUUACGCCGCGGGACUUUUUUCGUGGCGCUAAGUCUACAGUUCGGUAUGUAUACUGAACGGCGUCAGUAUGUUUUGUUGUUUUUUUAAUACUUAUUUUUUUUUUAUAAAUUGAGUUGAACAAUUUUGCGCUUGCAUGCUUCACAUUGAUUCGGUGUUCAUGUGAAUGAAACCUUAGGGAAAAAGCUGGUAUAAGUAACGGCAUUUUUGUAAUACCUGUUUGUCGUUUUGUACUGUAAAUUUUUACUUUGCAAGUACGAGUACGUUUCAAAUUAACAAGUUUCGCUAUGAACUUUUUUUUUAACAAUUGCUUAUUAGAACCUGUGAUUUUUUGUUGUUUAUGUAAAACAAAAUAACUGCAACGAUAGUAAGGUUAUUUUCGCAAUCGAAUACUUUUAAUUACUAACUAAGUGUCGCUGCACAUGGGCCACACGCGACAGCCACAAACGUCGCUACAAGAAUCAAGAAGGGGCCACAAAAGUAACUGAAGCGCGCGACAGCCACUUGUGGCUGGUGGUCGACAUUUGCGGUCGGUGGCUGUUACUUUUUUUAACCCAUGUUUGCAGUAUCAUAAUGGACUCGAAAGAAGAAGGUUUAAUUGCGCUGCUUUUGUUAAGAAGAAAACAUCGUCGUAGAGGACGAAUCCGCAAUUUGACAGAGAGGGGUGCGGAGUCUACGGGCCACAAAAAGCGAGCAGUGACGAUUGCGCGUGUGGCGGCCACCGGCGUCAACUAUGUGCGGCGAGUCCAUUUAAAAUUUAUGAAAAAUUUGCCGUUAGUGGCGUUUUGUGGUUUUCGCCGGUGGCCCGUGUGCGUGAGCCUUAAUUGUUUAACGAGUGACAGUCUUUUUUUUACAAGCGUGUUUAUCGUUUUACUUAAAAAUACUUACCACAAUUUAUUAUUUAAUUGUUACUUACCAGAUUAUAAUGAUAUUGUAAUAAUUACAUAUAUUAUUAAUGUUAGGUUUAGGCUUAAUAUUUCGAUAUAUUUACAGAUGUACCACUUACGUAGCACUAAGUUCACGGGUCUAAUAAAUAAAAGGAUUUUGUACAAUAUUAAA
Messenger RNA from Bicyclus anynana (squinting bush brown), 9486 nucleotides. RefSeq lists its product as uncharacterized. Lineage: Eukaryota; Metazoa; Arthropoda; Insecta; Lepidoptera; Nymphalidae. Gene Ontology annotation, cellular component: lysosome. Gene Ontology annotation, molecular function: cysteine-type endopeptidase activity; cysteine-type endopeptidase inhibitor activity. The transcript is spliced from 8 exons. The coding region runs from base 174 to 6035 and encodes 1953 amino acids. The record is from RefSeq and is a predicted model, not a curated record.